Messenger RNA from Castor canadensis (American beaver), 2454 nucleotides. The record is from RefSeq and is a predicted model, not a curated record. NCBI's taxonomy places the organism in Eukaryota, Metazoa, Chordata, Mammalia, Rodentia, Castoridae.
GCCCCUGCGCGGUGCGUCGCCCGCCAGUCCACCCGUUCCUCAGGGGCUCCGGCGCCCUCCCCUCGGCCUCCCCAGUCCGCCCGCGCGGCUCUCGCGGCUCCUCCGCGAGCCGGCCGGGAGCUUGCGCCCUCGCGCUCUCUCGGUAUCCGAGGGGGGCCGCCUCGGGCCAUGGUUCCCUCCCAGGAGGAGCCCGCCUCCGCCGCGCGGGGCACGAGUGAGGCGCAGCCUCCCGGCCCUGCACUCCUGGGGGACGCUCCUCUGUCCGUCCCGGGACCCUCGGACGGCUCCGAGGCAGCCGCCGAGAAGGUGGAGGUGGAGCUGGCGAGGCCGGCGGGCGCGGAGCCCCGGGAGCCCCCCGAGGGCGGCUGGGGCUGGUUAGUGAUGCUGGCGGCCAUGUGGUGCAACGGAUCGGUGCUCGGCAUCCAGAACACCUGUGGGGUGCUCUUCGUGUCCAUGCUGAAGACCUUCGCGUCCAAGGACGAUGACAAGAUGGUCUUCAAGACAGCCUGGGUAGGUUCUCUCUCCAUGGGGAUGAUUUUCUUUUGCUGCCCAAUAGCCAGCGUCUUCACAGACAUAUUUGGCUGUCGGCAAACAGCUGUGUUGGGUGCUGCUGUGGGCCUCAUUGGACUCAUGUCCAGUUCUUUUGUAAGUUCCAUCGAGCCUCUGUACCUUACCUAUGGAAUCAUAUUUGCCUGCGGUUGCUCCUUUGCAUACCAGCCUUCAUUGGUCAUUUUGGGACACUAUUUCAAGAAGCGCCUUGGACUGGUGAAUGGCAUUGUCACUGCUGGCAGCAGCAUCUUCACAAUUUUGCUGCCUUUACUUUUAAGGGUUCUGAUUGACAGCGUGGGUCUCUUUUAUACCCUGCGGGUCCUCUGCAUCUUCAUGUUUGUUCUCUUUCUGGCUGGCUUUACUUAUCGACCUCUCGUUUCUAGUGCCAAAGAUAAAGAGAGUGAAGGGAGAAGAUUCUUCCUUUUUUCCAGGAGAAAAUUCAGUCCUCCAAAAAAAAUUUUCAAUUUUACCAUCUUCAAGGUGACAGCUUAUGCAGUGUGGGCAGUUGGAAUUCCACUUGCACUUUUUGGCUACUUUGUGCCUUAUGUUCACUUGAUGAAACAUGUGAAUGAAAAAUUUCAAGAUGAAAAGAAUAAAGAGGUGGUUCUCAUGUGCAUUGGCAUCACUUCAGGAGUUGGAAGACUUCUCUUUGGCCGCAUUGCAGAUUAUGUGCCUGGUGUGAAGAAGGUUUAUCUACAGGUGCUCUCCUUUUUCUUCAUUGGUCUGAUGUCCAUGAUGAUCCCCCUGUGUAGCGUCUUCGGGGCCCUCAUUGCCGUCUGUCUCAUCAUGGGUCUCUUCGAUGGAUGCUUCAUUUCUAUUAUGGCCCCCAUUGCCUUUGAAUUAGUUGGUGCUCAGGAUGUCUCCCAAGCAAUCGGAUUUCUUCUUGGAUUCAUGUCUAUACCCAUGACUGUGGGCCCACCCAUUGCAGGCUUGCUUCGUGACAAGCUGGGCUCCUAUAAUGUGGCAUUCUACCUUGCGGGGAUCCCUCCCCUUAUUGGAGGCGCUGUACUUUGCUUUGUUCCAUGGAUCCAUAGUAAGAAGCAAAGAGAGAUCAGUCAAACCACUGGAGGAGAAAAGAUGGAGAAAAUGUUGGAGAAUCAAAACUCUUUGUCUAGCUCGCCUGGAAUCUUCAAGAAAGAAUCUGACUCUAUUAUUUAAUGUGCUACAUACCUCCACAAGACUAGACUUGCUUUUGAAUUUUAAGCAAGUUUUCCUUUUAUAUGAAUUGCAAAUUUCUUAUUUUUUUAAUCACAUCCUCAGAAUAGCACAAUAAUUGGGAAAUGGAACACUUAUUACUACAAGAACCAUUUUCUGUUACCAAAUAGCUGUCUUAUAUUUCCAGGAGUCUGAGGGAAGAGACUGUUACAGGAAAACAUGUCUGAAAGUCAAAUAUUGUGAACAUUUGAUGCUAUCUCAGUAAAACCACUUUGGAAACUGUGAAUGCUAUUUAGUUUAUACAAAUAUUUUUUAAAUACCUCGAGCUAUAUUGAAAGGGUUGCAGUUUGGUUAGGACUGGAAAUACUUUGUAUUUCAUAUGGUGUCUUUAGUUCCAGUGUUUUAAUUUCUUUUGCAUUUUGGAAACUUUUUGCAAAAUUUAAUCCUGGAUUCUAAAUAAUAACAGAUCUACCUAAGCUUCAAGUCUACUGUUAAAUAUUUAAACUAUGAAAUUGGGAGAUUUUGACUUGCUCCAGUGUCAAGAGACCUUCCAGGAAGAGAUGCUAGCAAUGCACUCAGAAUGGAUAUGUGAGAUGGAAAGGACCUUCUGUAUGAGGCAAAGCAGUUCAGAAGUCAGGCACUUCUUCCAUUUAUGCUUGUUCCCUUUGGGUUUGCAACGUGUUUUAUUCCAGUAGCCAGAAACAUCCAAACUUUCUGAUUUGUGUAAACAAUAAAGUAAAAUAGAAUGCA